Miniopterus natalensis is the source of this 5510-nucleotide messenger RNA. The record is from RefSeq and is a predicted model, not a curated record. NCBI's taxonomy places the organism in Eukaryota, Metazoa, Chordata, Mammalia, Chiroptera, Miniopteridae.
UGAAGCCGAAAGCUUGCGUAUUUUUACUCUUCAAUGAUUAUGCGUUGCAACGGGGUGAUUUAGCAUUUUUAAGAUAAAAAUUAGCCAGGCCCCUGUAAGAACACUGUGUACCUUUUCAGGUGCCUGUGCCUGGUGCUCUGCCCUUCCUCAGGACUACCUCACACUCUUCCUGCUUGAGGAUCCCAGCGUGACAAGCUGACUACACAGACUGCCUUCUCCGUGUUUCCAUAGUCAGACAUGACCUGACACCUUUCAUGACCAGUCUCAGGGCCCUUGGGUGACUGGCUGGUACACCAUGGAACUUAAAGUAUGGGUGGAUGGAGUUCAGAGGAUUGUUUGUGGGGUCACCGAAGUCACAACUUGCCAAGAGGUCGUAAUAGCCUUAGCUCAAGCGAUAGGUCGAACUGGAAGGUACACUCUGAUAGAAAAAUGGAGAGACACUGAGAGACAUUUGGCACCUCAUGAAAAUCCCAUCAUAUCCUUAAACAAAUGGGGGCAGUAUGCUAGUGACGUGCAGCUUAUUUUACGUCGGACGGGGCCCUCUCUCAGUGAGCGGCCCACUUCCGACAGCGUGGCGCGAAUUCCUGAAAGAACUUUAUACAGGCAGAGUUUGCCCCCCUUAGCCAAGCUGAGGCCUCAGGUUGACAAAUCAAUCAAACGCAGAGAACCUAAGAGGAAAUCAUUAACAUUUACAGGAGGCGCCAAAGGAUUAAUGGACAUUUUUGGAAAAGGCAAAGAAACUGAAUUUAAGCAAAAGGUGCUAAAUAACUGCCGAACGACAGCAGACGAAUUAAAGAAACUGAUCCGUUUGCAGACAGAGAAGCUUCAGUCCAUUGAGAAAGAGCUGAAGUCAAAUGAAAUAGAGAUACAGUUUUGGGAGCAAAAAUACAGUUCUAACCUUGAAGAGGAAAUUGUCCGCCUGGAGCAAAAGAUCAAAAGGAAUGAUGUAGAAAUUGAAGAGGAGGAAUUUUGGGAAAAUGAAUUACAGAUUGAACAGGAAAAUGAAAAACAGCUGAAGGAUCAACUUCAAGAAAUAAGACAGAAAAUAACAGAGUGUGAGAGCAAAUUAAAGGACUAUUUGGCUCAGAUCCAGACUAUGGAAAGCGGUCUGGAGGCAGAAAAAUUGCAACGGGAAGUCCAGGAGGCACAGGUCAAUGAAGAAGAAGUUAAAGGAAAGAUCGGAAAGGUCAAAGGGGAAAUUGACAUUCAAGGCCAGCAGAGCCUGAGGCUGGAAAAUGGCAUUAAAGCUGUGGAAAGAUCUCUUGGACAAGCCACCAAGCGAUUGCAGGACAAAGAACAAGAACUGGAGCAGUUGACUAAAGAGCUGCGGCAGGUCAAUCUCCAGCAGUUUAUCCAGCAGACAGGGACAAAAGUAACCGUUUUGCCAGCGGAGCCUAUUGAAGUAGAGGCCUCACAUGCAGACCUAGAAAGGGAGGCAGCCUUCCAGUCUGGGUCCCUGAAGCGGCCUGGUUCGUCUCGGCAGCUCCCCAGUAACCUUCGGAUCCUGCAGAAUCCUAUUUCAUCUGGUUUCAAUCCCGAAGGCAUAUAUGUAUAACGUCUUUAGGAGAGAGACCCAAUAAAGGUACCACGGACAGUAAAAAUUCUUUCUUUGUUUUGUGCCAAUGACGAACAGAGAUGUAUUUCACAAGCCACCAUAUCUUUUUCUGUCCUAAAUUGCAUACCACUCGGAGCCAUACCUUGUGCACUGAUGCUAAAGAACAAAGAAACUGUUUCCACACAUCAACAGUGUUGACAUUUUUAUCCAGCAGCUGUAAUGCAAAGCCUUCGUUUUUAUUUGUAGCAUUUUGAGAGCUUUAGAGAAGUAUUAAACUGUGUGUAUACAUAAAAAAACCGUGACUUAAGAUUGAAGAGAAGUAUGUGACUGGCUUAGUUUAAUUUAUUCCAUGUAAUCAAUUACUGUGUGAAUGUUGAUGUUUUACUGUUUUUUAUUAAUACUUACAUACUGUGUGAUUAUGACUGUGUGUGCAUGUGGCCAGACUCCAGCGUGCAUUGCUGAUUUACAACUACGCAAGUGUCAUCGGGUGCUCCGCCAUCGAAGCUGACUCCGAAAGAGUCCACGUACAUUUACUUUGUGAACUUGUCCUAGCCAUUGCUUAGUUGGGUGAAAUAAUUCAGCUUUUCUUUUUAAUCUGGGGUUUAAUCUUUUCUUUACAAUAUUUUCAGUAUUUGAAUGACUACAUACCAGAACAGGAGUAUUUUCAUGACGUAAAUUAUAUGUUUAAAUGGUUUGCAGUGCUUCCAACACUGUUGAACGGAGAUGUGAAUGCUGAACAUCUACCCAGACAGGCGCGGGGUUCCUGAUACAUUCUGCCCUGCCUUAUGGUUUUCCUCGCGUGGAUCCUCAGAGUCGCCAUAUGUAUAAGUUAGAGGUAUCUGAGGACCAGGGCAGUCUAGUUUAGGAAGGUUGUUUUAAGUGAUGUAUUUUUUAAAUAACCCACUUCAUUUGUGUGGUCUUUUGGUGUCAGCACCCACGGGUAAGGUGUUAGUUACUUGCACACUAUUUGCUCUGUACAUUAUGGACUAUUGCGAUCUCUCCAAUCACUUAAAUAGCAAGAAAGUAGGUUGGAGUUAGGUACUUUUUACCAAGGACAUAAAGUUAAAUUCAGUGUUUGUUUUCAUUUUUGAGCUUGACUUUUAUAGGACGUUAAUCUCCAUUUGUACACAUAUUUUCUUAUUUAUAACACCAAAAAUGAGUCAGCACCCCUCCCAUGAGUAGUGAUUUAACUAAUAAGACUCACAAUAUCUAAAUGGAUAUGGUCAGAUACCUCUGAGCCAUUUUUACAUUCCCUCUGAUCAGAAUUUGGUACAACUUAAUUAAGAGCUUUUUCUGAAAUUAAUAGUUUUUAAUUCACAGAAAAAUACAUUCUCUGUAUUCCAUGCAACAGAGUAAUGGUGGAUUAGUAUAUUAAUGCCAUGGUAACAAUAAAAGAUGUAAGUUGUAGCUUAUGCAUGAGGGCAACUUUGGAUGUUUUAACACAUUUGACUUAUUUUUGCUUUAAUGAAUGCUGAGAAUGCUGCUAUAUUUAGGUUUCCAAUGGAAAGUUAUAAGAAUGGCUAUGAAAAUACAUAGAAGCUUCUAGACAACUGAAAGUGAUAAUUCAGAGUUGCCUUUUCUAGUUCAGCUAAAUGGCAGACCUCAACUAAAGGUAUUACUUUCUUUGGAUUCUUGGAGUUAUUGAGUUGACUUGCCAUUGUUACUAUUUUGCAAAUAACUUGAGAAGUAAAUGAUUUUUACCUAAAUAAGAAUCAUUUUUGCUCUCAAUUUAUACACAUCUGCUCUCAAUUUAUAAUAGAUAUUUCAUAUCUACAUAUGAUUAAAAAUUAUGAGAAUUAAAAAAUCAAAGUAAUUUGUAGAUUUUGUGACAAUAAUGAUGUAUGGAUGCCUGACAUACGCCUUAUUUUCAAAGGGUUCCAUCCUGUACUGAGUCAUUUUGUUACUGUUACUCAGAGAAGUCGUGGUCUUAUUCACAAAGAAAAAUAUUUUUAUAAACUGAUCGCAUUCUGUUUAAAUCAAAGUGUGAAACUAAAGAUAUAUUCAACGUGGCAUGCCAUGAGAAACAUAAGUCAGUACCCAAAUUUGUUGAUGUAAAUUCUUAUCAGCAUUAAUAACUAGAGACUGGCAGCGUCCUUCCACCUUAGUGGUCUUGGGUUCCCCAGCCUUGUAUCACAGGUAACCUCUCUGACAACUUCAUCUGAGUUUAUGAUCUAAUUACAUAUAAAAAUACUAUUUCCUAGAUGAGAAGAGUAUAUAAACAUGAACUUGAUGAAUACAAUGAGCAGCUGUACUUUUUAAUCAGUUAUAUUACUUCCAGAAGCACACCUCUAAGAAAUAUUUUCUAAGUCUUUUUUUAAAAUAGUGCAAAGAAAACUCAUUUCUCUAGAACAUCUUUAAAAUAUUUUAGUUGUUCCUAAUCACUUUUAUCCAUUGUGAAUAUAAAUGAGUUAGAUUAAGUGCCACAUCUUUGGAUAUAUUGGGGGCGAGGGGCAGCAAUGGUAUAUAAAAAUACCAAAUAUAAAAUUUUGAAUCUGGGGAAUAUUCAGGUUCUAAAGGCUAAAUUAGGUGACAACUUCUUUGUUACUGUACUGCAAAUUCUUUUGUUGUGAUUUUCUACAAGUAUUAAAUACAUUAGAAGAUAAUUUUUUUACCAAGGAAUAAUUUGAAAUAGCAUUAGUAUAUAUGACCCUUUGAGCAUCUGUCAUCCACAUAGAAUGACCUGUUGUGGGUUGCCACAGUCCUUUUGUGGUUCUUAUAAGAUACUUUGGUCCAUUAGCAUUUGUUUUUCAUCUUGAUGCACAGGGGAUUUACAUGUGAAGCUUCAGCUUCCCCAAGUCCUCACUAAACUAACCCUCAAUUCCCAUAGUUCAAGUUAGUCGUCAUUAGUCAUAAACUAGAGCUAACACAAGACUCUUACAGUAAAAAUAUAAGGCUUAUGGUGUGAAAUGUGAAUUUUAACAGUGUUCAAGAGGAGCAAAUAAGCAUUUGCUUCUGGAGCAUAAAUAAUUUUUUUAUCUGCAUUAAAAGAAAAUUUUCUUUGUGAAUAAGAGCAAAACUGUCUUUAGAAAAAAGAAACUUUAUUGAAACCUUUUCUGUGAACAUCUUUCCAAAUUAAAACUAUAAUAAUGAAUUGAGGAAAUAAAAACCGAAAAGCGAAAACUCUUGACUCCAGUUGUGUGGCGGGCGCGUGGGCAGAUGGGCGGUUCCCGGUGUGCAUUGCCUCUGAAAAAUUGGGCCUUAAUUUAUAUGUAAAUAACAGUGUUGUGUUCACAUCCCUCUUCUACCUGCUACGUUGUCUUUAUUAGUCCAUAUUGUAUAAAAUUUUGCUCGUGUUACUUUUAUAUUAUAUCCAUUUUUUUAAUUGCGUGUUUAUACUAUUUGCUGCAGUAUUUUUAAGUUUUGGGUGAAGGCCAUCAGCUGUAUGGAGAAGACAAAACAAUCACUAUUUAUUCAGUAUUGCUGCUUUACAUUUCCAGAAUAGCUUCCAUGCCGGGACAGUGGCUGCUUGAAAGCUGCAGGAGCUCUAUUCCAAUGCAUUUUAUAUAUUUUUAGAACCAAAUAAAUGCAGAUAACUAUUUAGUAUACUAAUUAUAUUAAACCAGCAGAAAUAUAAAGGCAAUAAAGUAUAUACAUAUAUAUAUAUAUGGGGGGAAGGGAAAGAUUAAAAAAUAGGUUUACAGCCAGACACGGUGAUAGCCCUAAAUGUAUUGCUCAACCUGUCUUUCUUUAUUGACCCAACAAGGAUUUGAGUUGCUGCAGCUUUAAACAGAAAAUUGCCACGUUCGCUACUUGUGGACACAUAAGUAUGCUUUUAGUACUGCUUUGCGUAUGUACAAAUAAAAUAUCUGUAGUCUGUAUUAUAUGUAAUUAUUCUUUUCUUUUGACUCUCACUUCAAAAUGUAUGUUUUCUGAUUAUUAUCAUGAGCUGUAAAACAAAAGAUCAAUAUCUGAUAUUCUCCCAAGUAAUAAAUUUUCAGGAUUCAUUGGGGCAUUA